AUGGCGCCAAAUCUCUUUAUCUGUCUUCGCGCUGUCUUCUGCCCGACAUACUGGUUUCAACGGGGCGAGCGUAUCCAAGGUUCCAUCCACAAAGAGGAACACUGGGAAUCCCCCGUUCCGGGUAUCUACAAAUACAUACCGGCUCACGGAUGGCAUCUCGUCCACAAAGAUGGCAGCGAACACGAGGAAAAGGCCCCCGUUCCACUUGUUUACUGCCGCAUUCUCCACCGCUUCAUAUUUGAGCACGAGAUGGAAGAUAGAUGCCGCUGGCGUUCGGUCAUUUUGCACGAAGGUGCGGAGCCGGAGAAGCUGCUCUUCUUCCUCCUUGACGACGGCGAUACCUGGGUUGCCGGAUGGGAUGCCAAAGGAAAAUUUAUUCCCGGACCUUAUCAAAAAUGGAAUUACGACCCUGACACGAAAACUAUGCAGCGAGUACUGUCUCCCGAGAGCCCCGAUGUCUCUCGGUGCAGCAGCAUCGUUCCUAGCAAGUGGGAUUAG
Messenger RNA from Aspergillus clavatus NRRL 1, 498 nucleotides. RefSeq lists its product as uncharacterized. NCBI's taxonomy places the organism in Eukaryota, Fungi, Ascomycota, Eurotiomycetes, Eurotiales, Aspergillaceae. The transcript has a single exon. The record is from RefSeq and is a predicted model, not a curated record. The coding region runs from base 1 to 498 and encodes 165 amino acids.